GAAAUAAACAGUAAAUCUAAAACGGUAAAGUCGUCAAACGAACACGAACGUGUAAAAUACGAAUUCACAGGCCCGCUGGUUUUUCAAUGCAUAAAAUGCAAAGUAAUAGUAGGCGAUACAUUCGCGUUCGUAGCAGCUGAGCGUGAAUUAAAUUCAGUUGCGCUAUACGCUAAGCCACAUAAUGUUCGAGUUGGUACAGAUCUUAUAUGGUCGAAAGAAGGUGCUGAUAUUGGAAGGAUACUUCAAAUCGCUCUGAUAAUUCGUUUUAUUAGAUACGAGUGUGGCUCUUAUAUAGAUCCAGAAGCAGUACCACUAGAUACUCAAACUUUACCAAGUGCAAGGAUGCAACAAAUGACCAUAAAUAAGCUCCAAGACAUGGUUAUGAUGUUACAUCAACGACUUGCAGCUUUGGAAUACAAUAUGGUUGUCUACUAUGAAAAAGAGUAUAGUAAACAUUCAACUGCUAAUGAAUUUGGAAUAGAAAGAAAGCAGCUUCAGGACUGA
Messenger RNA from Dentiscutata erythropus, 504 nucleotides. The record is from the annotation of a GenBank genome assembly. NCBI's taxonomy places the organism in Eukaryota, Fungi, Glomeromycota, Glomeromycetes, Diversisporales, Gigasporaceae.